AAUUGAUGAAGAAAGACCGCCAGCGCUCUGAGUACGCCCGUUGAAGUUUGGAGUUUUGCUUCAAAAUUCUGCAUAAUAAUAACCAUUUUGGCAAACAGGCGUGCAGUUUCGCACCAUCGUUGUGGCUAGAUGUGAAAAGAGUUUUUGAUACUGGGCCAAGUGGAAACAUGGAGGAAGGAACAAGUCAGACAAUUGUUGUCAGUGCCCAAGACUGUACGAACAAUACGCACUCUGGGGCAGACACAGGGAUUGAGAUCUCCAUUGUCAAGCAUGGAAAUGUGACAAACAUUGUGGAUAGUAGCGGGAACACCCUGACCAGCCGCGAGGAUGACGUCAUCGCUGUCCUGGGCCAAUUGUUUGAGAGCGCUGAGGACACUAUACAGCACAUGGCAGAGCAGAUUGCUACCAAGCCACAGGUGCCUGAACCGGCUGUGAUCAGCACUGACCGUCUGAGGCCCUUUGUCUGUGAGUGUGGCAAGACCUACACCUGCAUGAGCCACCUCAAGUAUCAUCAGAAGGUGCACAGCAACAUCCGGCCGUACACCUGUGAGAUCUGCAAUCAGAGCUUCCUGCAACUGGGCCACCUCAAGCGACAUGUGCGGAUCCACACGCAGGACAAGCCCUUUGCCUGUGACAUGUGCAACAAGAGCUUCCGGCAGAGCAGCCACCUGACCUGUCACAAGCGCAUUCAUACAAAUGAAAAGCCCUAUUGCUGUGAGGUCUGUGGCAUGGGCUUCCGGCAGAAGAGUGCCGUCUUCCGACAUAUAAGUCGGAAGCAUGUCAAGGAACGUCACUAUGUGUGUACCAUCUGCAACCGGGGCUACAGUGGGGAGGCUGACCUGCGUCGGCAUGAAAAGACUCAUGUCAACAUCACUUACUUUGCUGUUCUGAACCUUCAGACAAAUACAUCCAAAAUCUGUGGUCACAUCCAGGAGGACGAAAACUUUGCUACCAGUGAUGCACCGUUGACAUCACUGGAGAACAAGGAAAAUAAAGAAGUGGACAAGGCGAUUGUGCACACUGAUACAAACAGAAGCCUUCCUGUUGAAUUCAACAAACCCAAACCAGCCUCGACAGAGCCCAGACCUUUUAGCUGUAGCACCUGUGGCAAAACAUACAAGAAUAAAGGCCACCUGAUGUUUCACUCUAAGGUCCAUCUCGCUGACCGGCCCUUCAAGUGUCCAUACUGCAACAAGGGCUUUAUCCAGAAGGGCCACCUGCAGCGGCAUGUCAUGGUCCAUACUGAAGAAAAGCCUUACGUCUGUACAGUCUGCAACAAAGUCUUCCGGCAGGUCAGCCACCUGAAUGAUCACAAGAAGAUCCAUGAUGACCUUCGACCCAAUGUUUGUGAUGUCUGCAACAAGGGCUUUCGGCAGACGAGUGCGCUCAAAAGGCACAUGAUUCGAAUGCAUGCGACUCACAAGGCCUAUGCUUGCCCAAACUGUCCUAAGAACUAUCGACUGGAGUCAGAUUUGAAGAGGCAUCAGAUGACCUCGUGUAACAGAGACAAUUCCAAAACUAAGAAAAAGCCAAGCAGAAGUAACUCGGGAGAAACGGGUGCUGAAGGAGGAAACAGUAAAAGUACCGGAACCAAAAAGCGGCGUCCCUGCAAGUACAAGUGUGACAUCUGUAGCAAGCCUUUCCGCAGCCGCAGCGAGAUCAAAGUUCACAUGCGCACCCACACCAACGAACGGCCAUUCCAGUGUGGCAUCUGCCACAAAGUCUUCAAACUCCUCACCCACCUCAAGGACCACAUGCUCAUCCACACUGGUGAGCGACCCUUCACCUGUAAUGUCUGCAAUAGUGCUUUCCGUCGGGACAGUGCCCUGCGCCGCCACCUCCUCCGCAUGCACUCUAAGGACAAGAGGCAUGUCUGCAAGGUCUGCUCCAAGGCUUAUGCCUCGCCAGUGGACAUGCGACGACACCAGAAGUCACACCUGAAAGACCAUUCAGGUCUACAGAAGAAACAAGGAGGCAGGAAAAAGCUGAAGAAACUGAAGAAGCAGAAAAAGGACAAGAAAUUGGAAAGUCACCCACAGGAGGAUGGGAGCAAGGAAAAGGGAAUGGUGCAAAAGUCAAAUGAAGAAGGUAUGGAGCAGGAGGACACUUCAGUUGAAGUUGGGGGACUACAGGAGUUGGGUAAUUUCUCACAGUUGGAAGACCGCAUCACAAAUUCAGCAGAUGGAGAGAUUCAGCAGACCUAUGUUGGUAGUGAAGGGUUGGCUGACUUGGAGGAAGAGAAGUUGACAGCUGCUCUUGACAUCAACCCAAACGAGGACCAAACUGCCGUUGAUGAUGUGUCAGCAAAUACAUGCAUAGCAGAAUCUGACAUUAUGCUAACAUAACACUCUGCCAAUCAGUAGGCAUGUACAUGUAUAACGUAGCCUAUUAGAGUGCAGAAAGUGCCAUAGCCUUACCAUGCUUUAGGAAUAUCUGAGCAGCAUUUUAGAUACUGAUGCUCAGAUGUGCCUAGUUGAGGACGUUACAGGUUUUGUGCACAUUCAGUUACAAAUUGAUCACACCCCACACCAUUUAUGCACACAGAUAAGUAAAUGUACAUGUACUUCAGCGUCCUUCUUCAGCUGCCUCACAGCAUGCCAACAUGAUUUCAGGACAUGCUGCUCUACAUUGUAAAUUAACACUUGAUGAAGAAUGCACAGUGGGGAUACCAUAACUGAACUUUAAAAUUCCAAUUGCACAUUUUUGAAUGAAAACAGGCCGAAAAUAACCCGCAUGUACAUAAAAGGCUUUUAGAGGAUAAGGCAGUAAAAAGAAUUUUUCCAUAAACAAAGUUCUUUUUAUUGUAACCAACAAAAAAGAUGUAAAGCACCAAGUUAGGCUCCAAGGCUGAAACAUUCACGGUAGUUUCAGUCUAAUUUGUUUUCAGGUGUGGCACCCAAGAAUAGCAUAUUGCGUAUACCUUGCUUAAUGAAUAUAAUAAUAGACUUGUACCCAUGGGUGCUGUUACAUUAAAAAUUUGUCAAUUAUGUAAAUUGUACAAUUGUAUUUUUAGGGUUGAUGUACAUAAUUCAACUGUGUAAUUAAUGUUAAAUCAUUAGGUUGAUGUUUUAUUUUCUACUCGGUUGUGGAUUUUGCUUUUUUUCUGGGGCUCUGCUUUUGAGGAGCAGCAAAAAAAUUUGCUUUCCAAGUAUUUUUAGGGAGAAAUUUAAAAAAAAUUUUUUUAUUAAUGAAACCUGCCCACAUAGGUUGACAGGUAGGAAAAGAGGGGUUUGAUUACAGGUACAUGUUUGGACGUGUGUGGACUUUUGUCAAUACCCACAAAUUCAGGUCAGUGAUAAACAAUAAUCACAGAUGGAACAAAUAAUUAUGCAGCAUUCUGCAAAUUUGCUCACAAGUCUAGGGAAAUUCACAGAAUAUUGGUUGAAUACUCCUUAUUUACAUGUAGUUAAAAGAAAUGAAAAUAAUUUAAAGCCUUGAAAGCAUUAAUGUACAAUGUACUAAAUGUACAUGUAAUUUACUUGCAGUUGUCUGAAUUUUGCUUAAUUCCGGUGACCGACAAGUACCUACAUGUAUUAAUUUGUUUUUGCAUUUUUCCUGUCUUUUUAAUUAGUUUAUCCUGAUUCAGCCUGCGUGCUCAUUUGACCAUGGCUUUCUGUUUCAAUAGUUUUUACAACCAUUUAACAUUUGUUUUAUUCGUUUUGCACAUUUUCAUUUUGUUAAAGCUACAUUGAAAAAUGUACCGUUACGUGUGACUUUCAAAGAAUCAUUUUGUAUUUUCACCAGCAGUGUGAGAUCAUCAAGAACCUGUACUUUAAGAAUUCUUAAGUGCACUUUACAUGUAUAUAAACUGUCCUUGUUUAACAGCCUUUCCUGCGGGAAGGUUUGGUUGUAUAUGAACAUGGGUCACGAGUGUGCCUUCUGACUGCACAAUUAGACAAUGCCCUGCAGUGCAUAACAGCUGAAAAUCGGUUUAUAAGAAGUGCAAACUUGUAAUUGUUGAAUAUUCCCAGAGUUUUAAGUCUGAAGCAGAAAAAUAUUGUCACUAUAACAGUGUUUCCAGGUUGUCCAUCCGUCAAACUCUUGCUGUCUUCAUGAGGACAAAGAACUUACCAUUGAACUUGGUCAUUACUAAAUCUAACUAUACACGGCACCGUUUUCAUCACAAACUGAUUAAGUCAUGUCAGUCUUCUUCCGAAUUUGUUUUUCAUGAUUUAGGAUAAUUUGUGUGCUUUGAGGGAUAGAAUUUGCGAAAUGUGAAUACCAGUUGUACAAAGCUGUGUAUAAUUUAAUGGAAUUUUAACAGACCGGAAAUUGUCUCUGAGUUUAAACUGGUACAGAUGUAAGGUUUAUAAUGAAUUACAUGGUAGAGCUACUCAAUUUGAUGUUGUGAUUUAAUUUCUGGCCUUUUGUUUCAAAACCCUUUCAUUAACUAGCAUCAUUACAGAAACAAAGGGUUUGACUUUUCUAAGAAGUCUCUUGUUUGAAUAAAUCAAAUUGAUCUAUUGAUUUAAAGCUAAAUUGAACAGAGUAUGUCACAACUUCCGUUCACAUUGCUUUGUCACAUUUCAGUCAUAUUUUCAAAACUGGAAAAAGGCACAAAAUCUCUAUUCUGCUGUCAAUGAAGAGGGCCCAAUGGUCAAUAAAUCCUUGAACAUUGAAUUAUUACGUGCAGUGAUAUGAAUUAAAGAAAGCCAAUGAUUUGUCAAAAUAUUUACAUCUCCCUAGUAAAAUACAUGUAGCUGGCACUAGGUCGGGACAUGCAUGUACAUGGACAUAUGUACAAUGUAUGUAGCAGAGAUAGUGUAGCGCUGCGUAGUUUGCCUUAGGCCACUGCCUAUAUCGUUUUUAGCCAUCACAUCACCAAUGGUGUUGAAGGUUUCUGGCAUUUUGUCUGCAUUGAUGAAAGCCAUAUGUGAUGGGAAUGAUGACAGCUGAGAAGCUUGGCCAUGUGAUAACACUGCUUGCAGCCUGUGCGUGUUUGGUGGGCGCUGAUACCGGUAUAACUUGUUACAACUCAACCAGCCAGGCCACUUUCAAAUCUCAUGACAUCACUGUUUUUCAAGGUGCAGAAACAAUCGGCUGUGAAGACGGUUUUGGCUGUUCGAAAACUGUGAUCACUAAAGGAGGUCAAACUGUUGGAGUCACCCGAGGCUGUGGAAUAUAUGGUUGCCUUGGUAAAUCCUGCUUUCUCCUUCAUGGUCAUCGCCUGUGCCUUUAUUGCUGCAAAAAGCCACAGUGUAACAGUGCUGUAGUUGUGACCUCUGAACUGACAAUGCUUUCUUUGUCUGUGAUUGCCAGUUGGACACUAAGAAAACAUUAAGAAAACCAUUUGAUAGUGUGUUAGGCCUGGAGAUUUGAUGGAUCAUUACCUUUGGGAGACACUUCAAAUGUGGCCAUGUCCGACAACCUCAAAGGAUAAGUUGCAUCACAUUCACUGUUAAAAAAGGCGGACAACCAACGUGGCAUCGGUGUCACAAACUCUUAACUUUUGAGCACCAUGUUUAUGAUGAGUGAUGCAGUGCAGCAGGCAUGGCAGGUGGCCAUAGAAGAUGCAGUGAACUACUUUACCUGGCCAAUGGAUGCUUUGUCUUAUGAAACAAUAGAUGAAGAGGCUGUGAUUUUAUUUCGCCACCUGAUGCCAUUUUUCAAGAGACAAUGGUAACUGCUGUGAUACUGAAUUUUUCUGAUGUUAAAUGUGGUGGUGGUAAAAACAUUUUCCUACUGACUGUGAAAGACAUGUCACCAAACAUCGUUUGUCACACAAUAUAGGAGGCACUGGCUGAAGCAAAUCCUAUUCAUAUGCCCAAGUCACACUUGGGGCAAUAUUGUACUCAAUUUUGUCUUUCAGAAUGUCGGUGUGUUUGCAAAAUCAAGAUGUGCCUGUCCACUACCAUAACUUGCCUCAAUUUUACAAAAAUGAUAUCUUUUAACAAACUUCUGAAAGGAUGCAUCUAUGUACAUGUAUGUAAUCUGUCCAUUAAUGCCAACUCCCUUGUGCUCCUUAUGCAUUGUGCAUGUAGUUGUUAUACAUGGGGGCAUUCUGUAUAUUUGGGGUCCGAUUUUUUCCUGUCCGUUACAUCUGACAUGGGUUUGUAAGUUUAGAACAUAUCCAUUAAUUUCCAAGAGUAUUUAAGUGAUGUUAAUCAAAUAAGGAAUAGUUUGAAAUCGAUUUCAGUGGUAUCCCCUGUCAAAUUUCACAUAUUACAUGCAGGUGUAACACUGAAAAAUAUGUCAGACCCUAAAUUUGCAGAAUGCCGCAUUUGUCCAGGGAAGCACACAAACCUUUCGUGGUCAUCCACAUCAAUUAUCAAAAUAAGUCAUUUUUUUCCGUCUAAUGUUUGCCUCGGUUUGUGGUCCAUGAAAGACAACUGCGCCCACAUGUAAAUCUAUAUGAUAUUAUUUAACCUUAAAGAAUGGCUUAUCGUAAAGUUUACUCAUAUUAAUGGGGAAAAAAUGAAUUUAUUCAAUGGUUUAAAGUCAUUUCAGACUGACCUCUUUAUUCAGUACUAACGUUGAUGCUUAACGAUGCAGUCAUAACUCAUUGUGCCUUUUCCUAAAAAAGGUUCGAAUAUAUAAUCUGUGAAGUUAAUAUUUCUGUCUUUAGUGUCCCUGUAAUAAAUUUGUACAAUGAUGGACUUCUUAGAAA
Molecule: messenger RNA, 6607 nt
Organism: Acanthaster planci (crown-of-thorns starfish)
Lineage: Eukaryota; Metazoa; Echinodermata; Asteroidea; Valvatida; Acanthasteridae
Source: RefSeq, a predicted model, not a curated record